Coccidioides immitis RS is the source of this 2689-nucleotide messenger RNA. RefSeq names its product dihydroceramide delta(4)-desaturase. Gene Ontology annotation, cellular component: membrane. The transcript has 3 exons. Bases 23 to 1207 code for a protein of 394 amino acids. Gene Ontology annotation, biological process: ceramide biosynthetic process. The record is from RefSeq and is a predicted model, not a curated record. Lineage: Eukaryota; Fungi; Ascomycota; Eurotiomycetes; Onygenales; Onygenaceae. Gene Ontology annotation, molecular function: sphingolipid delta-4 desaturase activity.
ACCAGCCCUCGCAGUUGUAAACAUGUCGGCUCUGAGGUCUGCCUCCGCUCGUUCCCAAUCCUCCCAAACGAAGACCGUUCCCGCCCGUGCUCCGCCACCUUCCAAUUCCUCUGUGGAGGAUCACUUUUUCUGGACGUAUACGGAAGAACCACAUAAGUCGAGGCGCCAGGCGAUCAUUAAAGCGCACCCAGAGGUUCUCAAAUUAUGUGGCCCUGAGCCGCUCACGAAAUACGUCGUCCUAGGCGUCGUCUCACUUCAGGUUGCCUGCGCAACCUUCCUACGUAAUACGCCGAUACUCUCAUGGCGUUUCCUCCUGACGGCGUACCUUAUUGGGGCCACUGCGAAUCAGAACCUGUUUCUCGCUAUCCAUGAGAUAUCGCAUAAUUUGGCAUUUAAGUCCCCAUUGGGAAAUAGAUUGUUGGCUAUCUUUGCGAAUUUUCCAAUUGGAUUGCCAUAUAGCGCUGCAUUUAGGCCAUAUCAUUUAACCCAUCAUAAGUCCCUCGGUGUUGCAUCCCUCGAUGCAGAUCUUCCGACAGCCCUGGAGGCAGUGUUCCUUGAUUCAAUCCUAGGAAAAGCGUUCUUUUGCACGUUUCAGAUCCUCUUCUACGCAGUCCGUCCCAUGUUCAUCUAUACACCUACAUUCACACCCAUACACUUGCUGAACAUCAUUGCGCAAUUUACAUUCGAUUUUGCUCUCUACAAAUUCUGCGGCUCGUCCAUGCAGCCAAUCUAUUAUCUUCUCCUUAGUUCGUUCCUUGCAGGCUCCUUGCACCCCUGUGCUGGUCACUUUAUCGCGGAACAUUACUUCUUUUCCAAUACAUCCGGAGGAACCGAGUCCAUCGAAGAACAACGGGCGAUGAAGUCGGGGAAGAAAGGUACCAACACUUCCUCUUCCUCAUCCCCAUUGGACUCGCUCUCUCCACCCGAAACAUACUCCUACUACGGACCCCUUAAUAUCUUAACCUAUAACGUCGGCUUGCACAACGAACAUCACGAUUUUCCAGCUAUCCCUUGGACUCGGUUACAUACUCUCCAGAAAAUCGCAAAGGAGUUCUAUGAACCGCUACCAUGCCAUCGAAGCUGGGUGUGGGUUAUUUGGACGUUUAUCUUCGAUAAGAACGUGGGCAUGUGGUGCCGAGUGAAAAGGGCCGAAGGAGGUAGAAUGGUCGGCGGGAGUGGUUGGAAGGAGAGCGAACUCCAAAACUGAAUUUGUUUUGGAGAAGAAAAGUCUAUACGCCUUCUUUUCUUCCUCUACAACCAUUUCUUAUCUACAAUUUCUUUUCUUUUUUUUUUUUUUCUUGCUUUAUAAAAUCUAUCCGAAUAUGUCCUCGAUCUCUUCAUAUGGCAUUCUCGGAGUUUGCUUGAUACUUUAAUACUUAAUAUCUGUUUUAUAAUGUUCCCCUCUCAUAUAUCAGGGCUGGAUUUCUGGCUACUCUUAUUUGUCACAAUACAUUUUGACCCUCCGUCUGGGGAAUAUGAUCCCACCCAGACAGAUUAAGAUAUCAUGUCUUGGCUUGCUUAUAUCUGGGUUCUCAAGUACAGUUUCCUUUAUUAGUGCAUACAUACUUGUUCGCAGCCAUUUAUAUGUACGGUCCUUAGCUGUACGCGUGUCUCCUUCGGUCUUGUUUGAACUCGGAGUUAUUUAAAUGAUUGGGUCAAUUAUCUACCUGCUUUCCGAUGUGUAAAUACCUAACAUAUAAUAAUAUGAGGUAGUGAGGAUAGAAAGAGCAUCUUUUAAGCAUAUACUCCUAUCGCAUGGUUCGUAUCACAUUGAGCAAGAGAAGGGAAAGGAAGAGGGUGAUAGUUUUGGGGGGGGGAAUUUGGUUGGCGCCAUGAGACAUGUAUAUGAAACAAAGGAGAAAUGAAAUGGGAAAUAAAAGAGAGCAGAGGUACCAAAUAUGCUAGGACAGAGGAGCCCUGUAUUGAAAGGGUGUUAGCCAUUAAUAGGUAGAAAACGCGGUACAAAACUCCCAAGGGCCAACCAAUUGUGGAAAAGGAGGAUGUUGACAUAAAACAAAGGAACAAACACGUAAGUUGACAACCACAAAAAGUCGGGGACACAUUGCUGAUAGAUAAACGGGUGGCUGAGGGGCGGUCAAAACCGCCAUAUAUGCAACAUUGAAUGGAGGAUGGACACGCUAGUCAGGGCACUCGUAAUGGGGGUGAAGACCGCAAAGAAGAAAGGAAAAUAAAUAAGGGAGGGUCAAUAGCGGGAUUUAACGAACUGGUGGAGAAAGCAGUUCGUAACAAUAUUAAGCAUGUGAUAACCUAAAAGAAGACGUAUGCCAGGAGGAAACUUAUUAGGCAGAGACCUGCAACCACCUGCAACGGGACGCCCGCUUCAGAAGAUGGAUGCGAUUGUUGUUGUAUGGUAGCAAGUUCUGGUGAAUUACUGGCUGCAGCUGGCACUUUCCUCCGCCGUAUUUCAUUUUCAGCAAGCUGUUGUUUCAGCUGCUGAAUUUGAGCUCUGGCUUCUUGGAGCUGGGACUUGAGAUCCUCGUACGAUCCGGAAAAUGCUUCUGACUUCACGUCUUCUGCAGCAUGUUUAAGUGCCUCUGGGGCACUAGGCUCGGAGGAUCCUGAUUUAAAGUUGGGGGGCUCAAUGGGAGGCUCCAUGAUGACUGGAGCUGCACGGGUGGGCAUCGAUGGUGUCUCGAACUUCGCAUUUGCGGGAGACGUUUGUAAAUUA